GUUUCGUUUCUGUGUAGAGAAUGUGUGGUAGGGAGGAUUCAGUCCACGUUCCUUCUGUUCAAAUGAUGCAGAAAAUAUGAGAGGUUGCUUCAUACGUUGUUUCUCUUUUUUUUAGUAUAGUGACAGUUUGUACCGUCAGUAGACUUGUGUUUUUUGAAACACGUUAAGAGAAGCACAGGAUAUGGAUGAAGAAUCAGACACAGACUCUCACAAUGAAUCUGAAUCAGAGUGGGAAGCGGAGAGUACAGGGAGCAGCUCGGGAUCUGACUGGCAAGGCGAGAAUUACAGAGGAAAGAAAGCACAACGAGGACAAAAAAGGAAGAUGAAAACACGAAACUGUAAAGAGACAGGACCAUCUUCCUUAUGUACAUCCAACAAAAAGAGACAAACCGAAGACUCCAGACAGCCUGUGGGACAGAAAAGUAAAGAAAAUUCUCAACUUCCUGUUACAUGUGGGGAUAAAGAGGGUGUCUUAUACUUGGAUAAAUUUCAUAACACGGAGAAGUGCAUCUUAAGUGAAGAGCAGUGGCUUAAGCCUACAGAGUUUGAGAAGUUUGGAGGGAUGGGGAAGAACAAAAAGUGGAAGACCAGCAUCCUUUGCAAUGGUAUUCCACUACAGAUACUUAUAGAGGAUGGAUUUCUUUCUUUUACCUUUAGGAAACGUGAGGUUCAGGAUAGACAGUGCAGGACUAAAUUCCCUCCAUUAAAAGACCCCUCCAGCAGGUCAGAUGGCCAAAGCUCUGAGGGGAGGGGGAAUGGUCACUAUGAAGAUAAGGACAACAGCAGUGAUGGUGAUGGUGAUAUUGACAUGACCAUGUUCAAAGGUCCUACCCUACCUGUUACCUGUGGUUCUGACUCUGGCGUUCUACACAAGAAUCGUUUUGCCUCUGGGCAUUGUGGAAAAUGCAUAAGAACAAAUGAUUUCUGGCUGACCCCUGAGGAUUUUGUCAGACUCAGCAAACCAGAAGGAGCAUGGAGGAAAGACAUUGAGAUGCAUGGAUUACCCCUUGGAAAACUUUUAAUGAAUAGAGUUCUAGUACUACAUAUGAUAAACUGUGAAUGUGACAUCUGCCAAGAUCUGGGUCAAUACUCAAACGAUGACGUGUGUUACGUGUGUAACUCUGAGGGAGAUCUGCUGUGCUGCGAUGAGUGUCCAAGAGCUUUUCAUCCAGGCUGUCAUUUACCCGCUGUAGAGGACGAUUCACUUGGAGGCCAAUGGAGCUGUACAUUUUGUGUGAUGAAAAAUAUGCAAGUCUUCAGUCAAAAGACCCAACAGGAUGUUUUGAGCAGUCCUGUUUCACAGUAUAGACUGUACUGCCGUUUUUUGCUUCUAUGCCUGCUGCACGAGAGUACAGCCAACCCCAACACUGAAGUUCCAGGAUACAGCAAGGACAUUUCUGGCCCCAUGAUGCUGGGCAGAGCAAAGCUGAAUUUAGAGAAUAAUGAUUACCAAACAGUGGGAGAAUUUGUUACAGAUAUUGAAGAUGUUUUCCAACACUGCACCUCCAAAAGGGAUAAUGACUUCUGUGGAAUGACCCGUAGGCUGAAGGAACUGUUUAAGAGGGAGUUUAAAAGCAUCUUUAAGAUCAUAUAAUAUCAUAUCUUAAACAAUAUUUUCUUCUUUUAUACCUAAUGGUAGCUUUUUAGUCUAUUGAACAGAAAAGAAAUAAAGAAUAUUGAGGGGCCUGGGUAGCUCAGUGAGUAUUGAUGCUGACUACCACCCCUGGAGUCGCGAGUUCGAAUCCAGGGCGUGCUGAGUGACUCCAGCCAGGUCUCCUAAGCAACCAAAUUGGCCCGAUUGCUAGGGAGGGUAGAGUCACAGGGGGUAACCUCCUCGUGGUCACAAUUAGGGGUUCUUGCUCUCAAUGGGGUGCGUGGUAAGUUGUGCUUGGACCGCGGAGAGUAGCAUGAGCCUACACGUGCUCUGAGUCUCCGCGGUGUCAUGCACAGCGAGCCACGUGAUAAGAUGCGCGGAUUGACAGUCUCAGAAGCGGAGGCAACUGAGACUUGUCCUCUGCCACCUGGAUUGAGGUGAUUAACCGUGCCACCACAAGGACCAACUAAGUAGUGGGAAUUGGGCAUUCCAAAUGGGGAGAAAAGGUGAUAAAAUUAAAAAAUAUGUAAAUAAAAAAAAUAAAAAGAAAUAAAAUAUAUUUACACAAAACUGGUGUAAGUAGGUUAA
Molecule: messenger RNA, 2182 nt
Organism: Myxocyprinus asiaticus (Chinese sucker)
Lineage: Eukaryota; Metazoa; Chordata; Actinopteri; Cypriniformes; Catostomidae
Product: nuclear body protein SP140-like protein
Exons: 14
Coding region: 182-1594 (470 amino acids)
Biological process (GO): regulation of transcription by RNA polymerase II
Cellular component (GO): nucleus
Molecular function (GO): protein binding; DNA binding; DNA-binding transcription factor activity, RNA polymerase II-specific
Source: RefSeq, a predicted model, not a curated record